Scophthalmus maximus (turbot) is the source of this 4183-nucleotide messenger RNA. RefSeq names its product BUB1 mitotic checkpoint serine/threonine kinase (gene bub1). The coding region runs from base 176 to 3901 and encodes 1241 amino acids. The record is from RefSeq and is a predicted model, not a curated record. Gene Ontology annotation, biological process: meiotic sister chromatid cohesion, centromeric; protein phosphorylation; mitotic spindle assembly checkpoint signaling. NCBI's taxonomy places the organism in Eukaryota, Metazoa, Chordata, Actinopteri, Pleuronectiformes, Scophthalmidae. The transcript is spliced from 24 exons. Gene Ontology annotation, molecular function: protein kinase activity; ATP binding.
GAAAUUUCAAAUGUAGUAGGAACAACAGAGGCGACUCGGUGGAACCCGACAGACGACCCGAUGGAAGCUACCUGCUGAAACAUAGUUUGUAUUGUUCAAAUAAUAAUAAUAAUAAUAACCGGAGUGAAGUUGCCGUUUCCGGUUAUAAAGGAUUAUUUUAAAAACGCAAAGUGAAAUGGACAUUGCCUCAUAUUUACAGUGUUUCGAGGGCAGGCUGAGCUCAUACAGCGGAGACGACCCUCUGGAUCCCUGGGACAAGUUUGUGGAGUGUCUGGAGCAGAGGUUACCUGCGGACGCUGGCAGUGGCAUGUCGCUGGUGUUCGACAGUCUGGUGCAGAGGUUUUUGAACGUGGAGCGAUAUGCCAACGACAUCAGAUAUGUGAACUACUGCAUCAAAUGUGCGAGUUACUACUCUGACCCCGUGGCGCUGUACGCUCACGUCUUCAGUAAAGGCGUGGGCACCAGGUCGGCGGCGCUGUACGUGGCCUGGGCACAGCAGCUGGAGCAGAGGGGCGCGAACGACCAGGCCGAUGCCCUCUACCAGAAAGCAACGGAGAACCAGGCCCAGCCUGCGGACGCCGUUCUCCACGAGUACAGGCAGUUUCAAACCAGAACCAGGAGCCAGACGUCAGGAUCAGCUGGAGGCGUGAAUCCUCUGCAGACCUCGCAUUUGACCAACCAGAUGUCGUCACACAGAGAACCGGUCUCUCAGAGCAAGGCCUCAGUGGAUUCUGUGACCAAACCACCUGCGAUUAAAACGAUCGUAACACUCUCUCGCUCUGAGAACUCCGGCGUGUCCCGCCCGUGUCCGGGCUCCGGCGUCCGCACCGUGUCGGAGUACAUGACGGACGAGCUCGUCUGCGACGGCUCCGAACUCUCCUUCGAGGAGGUCCGAGCGGAGAAGUACUUCCGUAAACUCCGAGAGAGGCGGGAACGGGAGCACAGGGAAAACAUGGAGAGGAAGCUGCGGGAGCAGGAGGAAGGCAUCCGGAGCAUCAAGUCCAUGUUGGAGAAGGUCGAACAGAAUCUGGAAACCUGCGGCGGUUCGGCCGGGCGACCUUCGUCACAGAGGCUGUCUGCCGUCGAAGCCGCCUCCCAUCUGAGCCCUAAUCCUACCCAGCAUUCCUUUGGGCGCCCUCUGCCCUCGAACCUCCUGAGCAGAAGACGCUCUCUCGGCUUGGCGUUACACAACGAGCCGACUUUCCUCCAGGAGGCCACCACUCCAAGCUCGGAGGUAUCCCAGCAUCCCUCUGUCCUGGCUGACGGGAGCGUCCAUUUACCGACUUUGGCGCCCGCACACCGGGCACGUCUCGCCCUGCAGCCCGUGAGCACUGGGCAGUCGAACCCAUCGCUCCACAGAGCCCCCUGCGCUGCCGCUGAUGACCAGGGCCGGGACGCUCCAGUUCAGCCCGGCGGCUGGGAGAGGUGUCGCCCGCUGGAGCACGACGCCACGCAUCAGGACGUCAGUCAGCUCCAGGAACCGGAGGAGAAACUGAACGUGUCACAGGGGGGAACGGUUAACCUGUCGCACAUCACUCCCAACAACUCACUGGGCUACGUUCAGGCCACGCCGUCCCGGGUGCUGCCAUCGCCCACCGUCAACACACGGGAAGCCCUGGGUGUGAUCAUGGACAUGUUCCAGGCGCCGACUCUCUUGGAAGAUCCGUUCAACAGCACAUCGGCGCCCCACACCGCCGAGACGGAGUUGGAUGCCGGCUGCCCGAGAAAUGGAGGAGCCUCCGUGUUCACGAAUCCUCCCGCCAUGGCACCGUUCACCAUCUUCCAGGACGACAACGACAAGGAAAAUGGAAGUGCUGCUGCUGCUUCUGCUCCCGCUGUGGUCGAGAAGCUUAAACCAAUCAGAGCUCUGGCAGAAAUCCCAGCGUCUAAGACAGAAAAACCUAACGACACUCCCUCAGAUCUGAUGCCAGACGAGAGCGCCAUGUGGGGGGCUCGCUACAACUCCCUCAACUCUCUGGCCGCCUGUCCCAACAGCACCACGGACUUCGCCAUGUUGGCCCAGUUCGUCUCCACCCCGUCCGCAUGCAAGACGCCUUUCGGCAGCAACUUUUACCAGGACCAAGAGAACAGCGGCGAAGGCGUUGAAGCCGAUGACGAUGCUUUUAUCAGACGUCAGCCCAAAAAACUGAGCCCCAUCAUUGAGCAGAGUCCAUCCGACGAGAAGCUCUCAGAAUCGGCCGUGAGUCGGCUCGUUCCUUGCUCAGUAAGACACGGCACCAUCGUCGGGGAGGGGCUCGCCCUCGGCGCGCACUGCCUGACCACCUCCUCCAUCACCAUGGUGCAGCCGCCUCCCCCCGCCGUGCUCUCCUUCAGAGACCAGACGCUGUGUCCCACUGACUCCUCCAUGUCCAGGACCACGGCGCCUGGCUGGGAGGUGUACACCAGCCCAGAGCAGCCUCCCAGACCGGCUACUCAGAUCUCACAGAAACCCGAAAGUGAACCGUUUGAAAUCCUGGAGGAUUUGGACAAACCCGCCAUUCCAGAGCGAGCACAGGAGCCGGCAUUCGAUGUUCCCAUGAGCCCGGAGUGCGCUCUCAAACCGGACUGGAUGGCCAACCGGAUCCCGGAGGUCACAGUCGAGCCAGAUCUGGACGCCUUCCUUAGUCCCCUUCGGCCCAAGAGGGCGGACACUGUUCCCACCAUGACCCCGGACGUUCCCAUGAGUCCAGAGCAGCCACAGCUCUGUGCCGACGUGCCCAUGAGCCCCAUGCAGCAGGCGCCGCCGUGGUUUAGCUCUGUGGAUGAUCCCAUGAGUCCAGACAGGGGGGCGACGCCCAGCGCUGACGUGUCCAUGAACACAACAACACCGAGGACGAGCAGGACCGGAGCGGUCCAGCUGGUGUCGGAUCCCUGGGAUAGUGACCUGAUCUGGGAUCUGCUGUGGACACUCAGCCCGCCCCUCACCUCUCACCCCCGCUGCAUCAGCUGGAAGUGCAACCUGCCCAACAUCACCCCAAAGAUGACCAUCAGCAUGGGAAAGGAGUCGCUGCGAGUUGACUGCGUCCUCGGCGAAGGUGCGUUCGCGACAGUCUACCAGGCGACCGACCCCACGACCUCAGAGAGGAUGGUGUUAAAGGUUCAGAAACCAGCCAAUCCCUGGGAGUUUUACAUCCACACCCGUCUGGACGCUCGGCUGCAGCCCGACGUCCGUCGCCUGUACAGCAGCAUCCAUGCCGCUCACCUCUUCCACAACGGGAGCGUGUUGCUCGGCGAGCUGCACAACUACGGCACGCUGCUGAAUGCAGUGAACACGUACAAAGGCCUGAGCGACAAGCUGAUGCCGCAGCCUCUGGUCAUGUACUUCACCGUCUGCAUCCUGCACAUGGUGGAGCAGCUGCACGCCGUCCACGUCGUCCACGCCGACAUCAAACCUGACAACUUCCUGCUGGGCGAGAGGUUCUUGGAGAACAGGUGUUUCGAUCCGGAGAACGUGGACCACGGCCUCGUCCUCAUCGACCUGGGACAGAGCAUCGACAUGGAGCUUUUCCCAGAAGGCACUGCUUUCACCGCCAAGUGUUUGACGUCAGGCUUCCAGUGCACAGAGAUGCUCAGCGGGAAACCCUGGAACUAUCAGACGGACUACUUUGGAAUAGCAGGGACUGUGUUCUGUCUGCUGUUCGGGACGUACAUGCAGGUCACGAACGAAGGCGGAGUCUGGAGGACGAACGCCGUGUUUAGAAGAAACCCUCACAGCGACUUGUGGCUGGAUUUCUUCCACACGCUGCUGAACGUCCCCGACUGCAGUUCUCUGCCGAGCCUGCGGCGUCUCCGUGGCGAGCUGACGUCUGUCCUGCAGCAGAACUACGGCAGCAAACUGUCCACGCUCAAGAGCCGCCUGGUGGUUCUGCUGCUGGAGAGUCGCAAGGCAGCUCGCAGAUGACGACGACGCCGGUUCUCUCCUCGUCUCACCGUUUCUCUCCUUUUUAAAAAAGCCUGGUUCAAGCUGACUUAGAGGAAUCAGUGAAAUCACUGACUUAGACUUUUUAACGGACGACUUCAGCGAGUGAUUUAGUUCGUACUGAAUUUGUACAUAUGAAAUGUAAUUAUAAUUAUUUAGUUUAUCUUUUUACAAUUGCAUUUUUAUCUGGUUCCAAUUUGUGAGACUUUGUGAAAACAGUUUGUUUUUUUUCUCUUCAAAGAAUAAACUUUGUGUUGAAGCCAA